Messenger RNA from Polyodon spathula (Mississippi paddlefish), 3004 nucleotides. It is a transcript of the gene depdc4, whose product is annotated as DEP domain containing 4. Gene Ontology annotation, biological process: intracellular signal transduction. Lineage: Eukaryota; Metazoa; Chordata; Actinopteri; Acipenseriformes; Polyodontidae. The transcript has 9 exons. The record is from RefSeq and is a predicted model, not a curated record. Bases 2 to 1612 code for a protein of 536 amino acids.
CAUGAUGGCGGUUGAUUUGACUCCAAGAUUUAGAAGGAUAAAUAGUCAAAGUCGGACUUUACGUGGAGUUGCUGGAACAGGAUUUUCAGGUCCUUUUCGAGCUACGCAGUUAUGGAAGAAUAUUAUUCAUGCUCUCCAAACUCAGGUGGAGGUGAAAAGACGAAGGCAACACUUGAGAACAUACAACGAUUGUUUCACUGGCUCAGAUGCAGUUGAUGAAGUACUCAGUCAUCUCAUGCAGAACAUCUACUUCACCUGCAGCGAAAUUUCCCGGCUUAAAGCGGUUCGCCUUUGCCAGGCUCUGAUGGAGGCCAAAGUGUUUGAGUCUGUUGGCAUGAAGCUAUUCAGAAAGGAAAAAGAGAUGGUGUUUGAAGACACUAACUGCAGCUUAUACCGGUUCCUGGACUGUGAUGCUCUGCCAUCUUCAGCUAAACGCAAUGUUGAGAAUGUAUCGCCUGACAAGUUUAGUGGCAAGAAAAAGAAAAUUCCAAGGCUAGAAAAAGUAACAACAAUAUCUAAUCCUCUCGCCUUGGAAUCUUCAGAUAAAAGAAUAGAGAAAUUGUUACAGACCAUUAAUCUGCAUCCUUCUCUUCCACCCAAAGUCACAUCAGACCAGCCAUCGAACUUGCUUUCAAAGAAGGUUGUGGAUGAUGUUUGGAAACAGCAGACUCUGUUACAGCUGCUUCAGAUAAUUGAUCUCCCCAUUCUGGACAGUAUCCUGGAGUCUCCUGUGAAGACGGAGCAGCAGACAGUUCCUUUUUGUAACCAUGAUGACCUUGUUAUCUCCAAUACUUGCGUGGACAGAGAGGUCACCCAUUGCCUAAAACUGCCACUGCUUGACGCAUGGCUUUCUGCAGCUAUUGAUUGCCUGGAGUAUUUCCCAGACCAGCUGAUAGUGAUCUCAGGGGAACAUUUAUCUCAGCAGUGUGAAGGUGAAAAGGAGAAGAUGGAUGCACAAAAGAGACUGCUGUUUGACACCAUAGCAAAGUAUUAUAAUCAGGAAAAAGGCCCACUCCUAACAAGCCGCUAUUUUGACAUUCAUACUGGCAUCAUUGAACUUCUAGAGAAGAGGAAGAAUGACCAAUCUCUGGACGCUUCCCAGCUGUGUCUGAGGUUGUUGGAACCGAAUGUGAGAGAUGAACUCCGAAGACUGCUGGCAUUUAUGUCUGUUGCUGCGGAGCCUGAGGGCUACAAACUGCAAAAACAGUACGACAACAGAUCUGUGGUCUGCCGCACCUUUACAAAGGCUAUUGUUCAGAACAAGUCCUUAUCGAAGGCGCAGACUGAUCAGCUUGCCAUGUUUCUAAUGGACAACCACACAGAACUCUUCAAGACUCCCAUACAUCUUAUUGAGACAGUUAGAACGAAGCUUCACUCUCUACAGCGCGGAUGGGAUCCUGAUACUAUAACAACAUUCACUUACUGCCAAAGGUUGACACUGGAGCAAUAUGAAGAGCAGCGGGAGCAAGCAACAUUUAAACAGCUUCAGCAGUUAAUCCAAGAAAUCAGUCAAAAUGCCUCCAUUCCAGUCAAAGAAAGAAAGAGACUAAUGAAAGAAUUUCAGAAACAGCACCCCGUAGUGUUUCUGCAACAUUUCUCUAAUGGCUUUUAGGAUAUUGAAUAACUUGUAAUAGUAAUAGAGAAUCAUUACAGUCAAAAGCUAUUUAAAUAGCAUUCUGUAGGUACUUACUGUAGACUUGAACUAAUCACCUGACUGUAUAAUCCAUAGUUCAUCAGUGCCAAAGAGUAGUGUUUCUGUACUACUUUCCUGUCAAUGGGUAUGCCUGUAGUAUGAGUUUGAUUUUUAUAUGUCUAUCUUGAUGAAAUUAUGUGUUUAUAAUUUGCCUGACUUUUGUACUAUCAUUUUCUAUAGCAAUAAUAACACUUUCCAUUCAGGAAGGCUGUUUAUUUACUAUAGGGUGAGUGGUUAACAGAGUUAACCUGAGAGUAGCAUAAACACUAGCAGAGCCAGAGGCAGUGAAAGCAUGUCAGCUACUCUAUAUGAAUUUUAAAGUCUAUGGACUAAUCAUUUGAAGCAAGUGCACUUGCUAAAUAUGUUUUAAUAGUAUUCAGAAUAAUAGGUCCCUUUGUCAUUGUGGCUUUCAUUUCACAAAAAACAUGGAUCUUCAACUGUUUUAUAAUAAUGAAUGAGUUUUUUUUUUGUUUUCUUUUGAUAAAAAUGUUAUUUGUACUUUUAGCUUUUAGUACUGUAUGGUACAGGCUUUUUGUUAAAACACUUUAUUCUUUAUUAUUAGUUCUUGUUAAUUUAAAAAAAAAAAAAAAAAAAAAAAAAAAAAGUUUUAAAGUCCAAAGAAUUUUCAGUCACUUUAUAGUAGCCCUUGAUCCUGCAGUGAUCAGGAAAAUAAACUGUAACCAGCAACUGCCUUUUUCAUAGCACAGUAGAUAUUACUAAAAGUAAAGUUACUCUCACUGGGGUAUUAUAUAUUUAUAUUAGCUUAUAGGAGAUGUGUCAUACAUGCUUUUAGACAUCUUGUGCACUUGUGUCCACUACAGCUGUGCAAUCUUAAGACUUCAACUAAUGUGUAGCAUCUGGAAAGCCUGAUGAACACACACAGCCUUUUCCAUUUUUACUUUGAUUUAAUUUUUCAUAUCAUUUUUAGUAUUGAUUUCCUUUCAUUUACAAUCUAUCUGCUCAUGUAACAUGACCUGUCUUAAAACAAAGAAACAUGUUAUUUUGAUUAAUCAAUUCAUAUUUUGUUUUUGUUUUUUUCCCAAUUAAUUUAUUAGUUAUAAAUUAAUUUAACAUUUGUAAAAUAAAUGUGGUCAUUUGGCUGCAUGCAUACAAUAUAAUGUUUAUAAUCAGUACAAUAUUUAACAGUCCUGCAUUGUGUUAUCUCAUUUUAUUGGAAAGAUGGAUUUUCUAUCUAGGAAGUAUUGUUUACAAUAAUUCCAAAACCUGAAGCAAAUUCAAAUGUUUGCCUGGAGAAAACAAUGGGAAUAUCGGGUACUGUUCUAACUAUAAAUAGUAGCAAUGUCCAUUGUG